AUGAAAGCCAUUCAGAGAUAUACUUACUACCUCUAGAACUAUCCUUUAAGCACAAGAAUGAUUUCAGCAGGUGUUACUGCUAGUGUGGGAGAUUUUUUAUGCUAAGCCCUUUUCAUAAAAUAUUAACUUUAAGAAGAAUUCUGCUUUUAAAGAACAUGGAAAUUCUUUAUAAUUGGAUCUUUGAAUUUCGCACCAGCACUUCAUAUAUGGUUUUCGAAGAUUCUUCCAAGAAUUGUACCUCAGACUGAUUCUAUUGGUAUUUUAAAGAGAGUUGUCGCUCACGCACUAUUAUUUAUGCCUUUCAUGAAUGUGACUUUUUUCCCUUUUGCAAAUUUCCUUGAUGGGAAAUCCUUUGAGUAAUCAAUCGCUGAUAUGAAGUAGAAGUGUAUUCCAGCAUUACUAUUCAGUUGGAAACUAUGGCCUUUGGUACAGCUAAUUAAUUUCACAUUCGUGCCUCCCAUGUAUCAUGUUCUUUUCACAAAUUUCAUUCAGAUAUUUUUCAAUGGAUAUCUAUCAUAUUUGCACAAUAGCUACAACAAAAUUCAUCAUAUCAAAAAUGAUAGACAUGAAAUUGAAAGUCUUAAUGAAAAUUUAGAAAAUUUGAACUUGCGAUGA
Stylonychia lemnae is the source of this 615-nucleotide messenger RNA. Lineage: Eukaryota; Ciliophora; Spirotrichea; Sporadotrichida; Oxytrichidae. The record is from the annotation of a GenBank genome assembly.